GUGGGGAACCGGCCCUGGGCAGGGGCGGCCAGUGCGGGGCCACCGCUAUACCUGAGGGGCGGCUCUCCGGCGGGACCCUGCACACCGCUCCCGCCCUGGCUCCCCGUGACCUUUGACUUCUCUCCAAGCGCCGUCAGCUGGUGUCCCAGCGCCCACCCUAGUGAUGGCCCAGGGUCAGGCCAGGUCCCCCGGCUCCAACAUGGCCCUCCGCACCUACUGCUGCUCUGUCUCAGCCUGGCAGAGGAGGCUGCCCUUCCUGGCCUGGCUGCCUCAGUACUCGCUGCAGUGGCUGAAGAUGGACUUCAUUGCUGGACUCUCAGUGGGCCUCACGGUCAUUCCCCAGGCGCUGGCCUAUGCAGAAGUGGCAGGACUGCCUCCCCAGUAUGGCCUCUACUCUGCCUUCAUGGGAUGCUUUGUGUACUUCUUCCUGGGCACUUCCCGGGAUGUGACUCUGGGCCCCACAGCCAUCAUGUCCCUCCUGGUGUCCUUCUACACCUUCCACGAGCCUGCCUAUGCUGUGCUGCUGGCCUUCCUGUCAGGCUGCAUCCAGCUAACCAUGGGUUUCCUGCAUUUGGGGUUUGUGCUGGACUUCGUCUCCUGCCCUGUCAUAAAGGGGUUCACCUCCGCUGCUGCUGUUACCAUUGGCUUUGGACAGAUCAAGAACCUGCUGGGUCUGCGAAACAUCCCCAGCCAGUUCUUCCUGCAAGUAUACCGCACCUUCCGCAGCAUCACGGAGACCAGGGUGGGCGAUGCCAUCCUGGGGCUGGUCUGCAUGGUACUGCUGCUUGUACUGAAGCUGAUGCGGGACCACAUGCCUCCUGUCCGCCCUGAGAUGGCCCUGGGCGUGCGGCUCAGCUGUGGGCUGGUGUGGACUGCCGCCACAGCUCGCAAUGCCCUGGUGGUCUCCUUUGCGGCCCUGGUUGCGUAUUCCUUCGAGGUGACUGGACACCGGCCUUUCAUUCUAACUGGGGAGAUAUCCAAGGGACUUCCUCCUGCGCGAGUCCCUCCCUUCUCGGUGAGCACGGCCAAUGGGACUGCCUCCUUCACCGAGAUGGUGCAGGACAUGGGGGCGGGGCUGGCUGUGGUGCCCCUGAUAGGGCUGCUGGAGAGCAUCGCGGUGGCCAAGGCCUUCGCAUCUCAAAACGAUUACCGUGUGGACGCCAACCAGGAGCUUCUGGCUAUUGGCCUCACCAAUACGCUGGGCUCCUUCAUCUCGUCCUACCCAAUCACUGGCAGCUUUGGGCGGACAGCUGUGAAUGCCCAGUCUGGGGUGUGCACCCCUGCAGGGGGCCUGGUGACCGGUGUGCUGGUGCUGCUGUCCCUGGACUACCUGACCUCGCUCUUCUACUACAUUCCCAAGGCCGCGCUCGCUGCUGUCAUCAUCAUGGCUGUGGCCCCGCUGUUUGACACCAAGAUCUUUGGGACGCUGUGGCGGGUUAAGAGGCUGGACCUGCUGCCCCUCUGUGUGACGUUCCUGCUGUGCUUCUGGGAGGUCCAGUAUGGCAUCCUGGCGGGGACCUUGGUGUCUAUGCUGCUCCUCCUGCACUCCGUGGCCAGGCCCAAGGUCCAGGUCUCAGAGGGGCCAGUCCUUGUCCUACAGCCAGCCAGCGGUUUGCACUUCCCUACCAUUGAGGCCUUGCGGGACACCAUACUGAAUCAGGCCCUGGAAGUGUCCUUGCCACGCUCUGCAGUUCUGGAGUGCUCCCAUGUCUGCAGCAUUGACUACACUGUGGUCCUGGGCCUGGCUGGGCUCCUCGAGGACUUCCGCAAGCAGGACAUCUCCCUGGUGUUCGUGGGCCUGCAGGCGCCUGUGCUCCGCAUCCUGCUGGCUGCUGAUUUGAAGGGGUUCCAGUACUUCCCCACCCUGGAGGAGGCAGAGAAAUACCUGAGGCAGGAGCCAGGCACGGAGCCCUACAACAGCUGUGAGGGUUCCGUCCCAGAACAUCAGGUCGCGCUGCUGAAGGCCUAGCUGGGCCUCCUCCGGUGGGCGUCUGGCGUCAUCUCUCAAAAGGUGCUCCUCUGUGUUUUGAGGCUGGUGUGGCCAGACAGAUAUGCUGACUGCACAGGUGACCCCCUGGGGGACUCUGAUGUCCUUCGGGGUGCUUGCGGGCACCAUUCUGCUGCCCCUGGGCUUGAACCUUGUUGGGAGAGUGGUUGGAGAGAGCUGCCACGGUGACAGCCAGUGGUGACAGGAAGGAGCUGGACACUGGGAGCCAGGGGCUGAGUGGCUCUGCAGGCCAGAGCAGGCUGGGGACCUCAGGGAUGUGCCUGUCACCGUGUAGCAGCUGUGCCGCUGCUGGAAAGGAGAGUGAGGUGUGCCCGAUGUCUUCAUCUACUUUAAAAAUGUCUGUUUUU
Molecule: messenger RNA, 2355 nt
Organism: Octodon degus (degu)
Lineage: Eukaryota; Metazoa; Chordata; Mammalia; Rodentia; Octodontidae
Gene: Slc26a11
Product: solute carrier family 26 member 11
Exons: 17
Coding region: 164-1969 (601 amino acids)
Biological process (GO): transmembrane transport
Cellular component (GO): membrane
Molecular function (GO): secondary active sulfate transmembrane transporter activity
Source: RefSeq, a predicted model, not a curated record